Cladophialophora carrionii CBS 160.54 is the source of this 2925-nucleotide messenger RNA. RefSeq lists its product as uncharacterized. The transcript has a single exon. Lineage: Eukaryota; Fungi; Ascomycota; Eurotiomycetes; Chaetothyriales; Herpotrichiellaceae. Gene Ontology annotation, cellular component: endoplasmic reticulum membrane. Bases 1 to 2925 code for a protein of 974 amino acids. Gene Ontology annotation, biological process: maintenance of protein localization in endoplasmic reticulum. The record is from RefSeq and is a predicted model, not a curated record.
AUGGAGGGUCCUACUACGACCGUACCGGUCCUGAACGGCGACCACCACAAAUCCCCUCGAGAGCCCCUCGCGACUCGCGAUCCUCAGGAUAUCAGUGCGGGUCAUACAGCUAGGACCCCGAAAGAUGCGGACGGCGUGCAUGUGCAGGAUCCAAACGACGGCUCAUCCAUCGUGGUCGAGAAGGAGAUUCCGAAAGGAGCGAGGGUUACUGAUGGCGCGGAAAGGUUGAACGGGGUUGAGAAGGGUCGCAAUGAUGUGAUAACCGAAUAUGUGGAAUCCCAUGGAGCCAUGGCAUCGUCAGACGGCAUGCCGGAGGCUCAACAGCUUAGUGCUUUGGGCACAUCACUUACACCAAUAGCAACUCGCAAUGGGCUGAGGACGACUGAGAUACACACGAGCCAGAUCGUGAAUGGAGCAACAACACGGUCGAUGGACGAGGGGCACAAACUGUCCGAUGAAAAGCUGCAGAGACCCGUGGGUUCCCUGAAAUCACUUUCGCCCGGAGCUCUUGGCCUACAAGACAAAUCACCAGUCUCUAACGAGGAGCCUAGCCCUCGAACUGCCAUGCCGACCGGGCCCGGCGGACUUCCUGCAUCCUCAAACGGAGACAUCUUCACUUCCACGCCAAACAUUGAGUCUCUGAGCCUAGGGUCGUCAGCGGACCCAGACGCAAGACGGCCUCGCAAUUUGACGAUCGAAACAGGUCACAAAGUCGUGCCCUCUGUACUCAGUCAUUCAGCACGGCCUGGUCUCUCUCAACGGGCCCUAUCGACUCCUGGCUCUGUGAGAACCCCUCUGUCUCCACAGAAGGGCGACAGAUGUGGCUCACGGCCAACUCUUAAGAUCCCAGAAACCGCGGCUAAAAGUGAGGGAGCAGGGGGAAGAAGACAUUCAUCUUCAGGACGGCCAUUACCGUCUCCUAUGCCUACAUCUAUUCCACUCCCGCCGUUAUCAAUCCCAACGUACCUUCAGCUGGAGCUAUCAUCCCAACGACCAUCGCAACUCUACAUCCACAGGUCCGCCAAUAGCGAAUUCCCGUACGAAUCGUCUCGCGUCAAGACCGAGAGGUUGCUGAACUUUCUGGUGCUACCAUUUUACCUCGAGAGAGUGCUUUGGUUCGGCACUCUGGCAUGCGUUGAUUCUUGGCUGUAUACGUUCACCAUUCUCCCCCUCCGGUUGCUAAAGUCCAUUUACAUCUUAGGCAAGUCAUGGUGUACCAACUUCACGGGUGAAGUGCAUUUCGUGUCCCGAUUCGUAUACAGCGGCGCUGGCCGGAUGUGGCGGAGAAGGCGAAGCAGCGUUGUGCCUAUGACGGCCCGAAAGCCAUCAGCCCCCGAUGCUGCUGAGCACAAACUGAAUCAACCCGUCGCCUCUCAUUCCCGCAGACCUGGGAGACAACAUCAGCGAAUGAAGUCUAUUCCUUCAGCACUGCUGCCUGACGACAAGGCCGACAUGCUGAAAGGGCUUCUCAUCAUCUGCACCAGCCUUGUGCUCCUCAGACUCGAUGCGAGUCGGAUGUACCACUGGAUUCGUGGGCAAGCCGCGAUCAAACUUUAUGUGAUCUACAACCUCCUCGAAGUCUGUGACCGCUUGUUUUCUGCUAUCGGACAGGAUGUGCUCGAAUGCCUCUUCUCAAAAGAAGCCCUGGAGCGCAAGCCUGAUGGGCAUAGCAAGGUUUUGCGGCCGUUUUGGUUGUUCGUCCUGGCGCUUAUCUACACUGUCAUCCACUCGACCGCUCUCUUCUACCAGGUCAUCACCCUCAACGUUGCCGUAAACUCUUACUCCAACGCACUCAUCACGCUCCUCAUGUCCAAUCAGUUCGUCGAAAUCAAAUCCACCGUGUUCAAGAAAUUCGAGAAGGAGAACCUGUUCCAGUUGACCUGCGCGGAUGUGGUCGAACGCUUCCAACUCUGGCACAUGCUUGUCAUCAUCGCGUCUCGCAACAUCGUCGAAACAGGUGGCUUAAGCGCAGGACUGACGGCUUUCACGAAAACUACGACAUCCUCGCCCUCCGCUCCACUGAUCACCAAUUCCAGCAUCCCUAUCACCACCGCCCUUCCCCCUCGCUCCGUCUCCUCCAUUCUACCCAAAUCUUUCACCUUGGUGCCCGCCGUGGUGCAGACGAUAACAACGUAUGCGCCGGCUGUGUCACAGGUACUUGGCCCCUUUCUCGCUGUCCUGGGCUCCGAAAUGCUCGUCGACUGGCUCAAACACGCCUACAUCAAUAAAUUCAACAAUACCCGUCCCGCGAUCUACGAACGAUUCCUCGACGUACUAGCGAAAGACUAUUACACCAACGCCUUCGGCGAUCAAAACCUCACCAAGAGACUGGGCCUACCAGUCAUCCCUUUAUCCUGCCUCCUGAUCCGAGCGAGCGUGCAGACCUACAAGAUGUUCAUGGCAGCGUGGAUUCCGUCUUCGCCCACCAGCUCGACUAGCCUCGCAAGUAUUCAUGAACAUUACUCGUCCUCCGCCCGUGGCGCAACGCCAAUGACAACAUCCACGGCCAUAUCACAUACCCUCGACGAAAUCAUCGCCUUUAUCCCCACCUCUCUCAAGACGUCCAGCGCGGUCACGCACAUUACUACAGUCCUGCUCUUCCUGCUCUUCUUCCUAGUCCUCCUGGCGUUGAAGCUCGUGCUUGGCAUGCUCCUAUUAUCGUUCGCGCGAUCUCGCUAUCGGAGCAUGAAACUUCGCGAGCGCAAUCCCAUCUACCACGUCGAUGGUGGACGUAGAGUCGGCGGCUGGGGUGUCGUCGAGGUAGACGACGACAAGAGACGAUGGAUCUACGACGACGAUCCAGCUGGACACAAGAAUCUCAAGGAACGAGAGGAGAAGGACAAGAAGAGCAAAGAGAGGGGAAACGGGGUGGAGAGCUUCGAGAAGGUCAAGCGGUAUGAGAUGGUGGCGAAGAGGAUUUGGUAG